UUCGCAGCGAGCGGUGAAAUAUAUAUAUAUAUAAAUAAAUAUAUAUAGAUACAGAUAUCGAGAGUGAAACGCAAACGCAGUGACAAUUAUUUAUCAAAAUAUAAAACAAAGCGCACAAAGCAAUUACCGAUCGAGCAAUCAAUUCAAGUUUGUCGCAGUGUUUUUUUUUUUUUAGUUAUUAUUAUUAUUGUUAUAAUUUUUUUUGCUGAGAUGAAAGAGAGCAACAGCAGUCAUGGUAAUCGUGUGUGAGACAAAGGAAAGUGGCAGGCCGUCGCGUUCAGUUUGAAGCCGCCACACCACGAAAAUCCGCAAAAUAAAAAAUAAUAUCAAAAUAUAAAUAAAUAAAUAAAGAUUAAGCAAGUCUGUACAAAAACCACAAGGCGGCAGCAGCGGCUACUGGGGAGCAGCAGCAACAAAAUAACACAACAAAAACCAGAGUUCUGUUCAUAUUUCUGUCAAAAUAUGGGCCAGGAGAUAUCGCAACAGCAAAAUCAGCAACAGCAACAACCACACCAGCAGCACCAACAGCAAUCACCCCACAAACGACAGCCACAGCAGCGGAAAAGCUUCAGCGGCAUCAGCACUAACAAUACCGGCAAUCAUCAGGCUAUUUACACACCCAGCAGUCACCUGUCCACUUCCAGCAGCUCCACCAGCUUCUCCUCCUCAGCCACCAGCAAGAAUAACAAUAAUAACAAUAGCAACAAUAAUAGUAAUAAUAAUAAUAACAACAAUAAUAUAAAUAGCAAUCAAAACUACCGACUCCGUCACAAGUACAAUUUGAGUAAACAAACCUACGAGCGGAGCAAGAUCCCCAUACCGGCCAGCCAAUCGGACUCGGACUCCCACUACGCCAAGUUGAAUCUGUUGAGGAGCAGCUCCCAGAGCUCGGAUAGUGGUAUAUACAACUCAUCCUGCCACUGCAGCUCCGUCUCCUCGCUGUCCAUUUCGAGUAGCAGUCGGAGCAGCAGCAGCACCUCCUCCUCAAGUCGCGGCUGUCCCAGCUCCUUGGUCUCGAGCAAGUCGAGCAAUCGAUCGCUGGACAAGCAGAAGCACUAUCUGCACCAUCACCUGUACAUCAAGUCGUAUCUGGACAUCUUGGAGGAGGACGAGCGGGCAAGGGCACAUUUCAAGUCCGCCCGACCCGGUGGCAUUCGCAACUAUACACCCAAGAUACUAGCCAGCGGCGGUGACUCCACCAUAUCCACCUGCAGCUCCACAGCGGGCGGACUCUCAUCCAGUGCCCCGGCCCAUUGUUACGGAGCGUCGGGAAAGCGCCCAUCAUCGGGAGUAUCUGUAUCUGGAGCUCCGGGAGCAGGUGGAUUCGGAGCUGGAGCGAGCAAGCAUUCGUCAGAGGAUCCCGUCGAUCCCGAGAACAAGGUCCAGGAGCCAACCGUCAUACGUCGUCAGUAUGACUUCGUGGUGAUUGGUGGCGGCUCCGCGGGCGCUGUGGUGGCCAAUCGCCUUAGCGAGAUCCGUAACUGGACCGUCCUGCUCCUGGAGGCUGGCGGCGACGAAACUGAGAUCUCCGAUGUCCCAGCCCUGGCAGGCUACCUGCAGCUAACGGAGCUGGACUGGAAGUACCAGACGACACCCUCGUCCACGCGUCAAUACUGUCAGGCAAUGAAGGGCGACCGUUGCUUCUGGCCAAGGGGCAAGGUCCUCGGUGGCAGCUCCGUUCUCAAUGCCAUGGUCUAUGUGCGCGGCUCCAAGAAUGACUACAACCACUGGGCAUCGUUGGGUAAUCCCGGCUGGGACUAUGACAAUAUGCUCAAGUACUUUCUCAAAUCGGAGGAUGUACGGAAUCCCUAUUUGGCCAAGACUCCCUACCACGAAACCGGCGGCUAUUUAACCGUCCAGGAGGCACCAUGGCGGACGCCCCUCUCCAUUGCCUUCCUCCAGGCCGGCAUGGAGAUGGGCUACGAGAAUCGGGACAUUAAUGGGGCCCAGCAGACGGGCUUUAUGCUCACCCAAAGUACGAUACGGAGGGGCGCCCGAUGUUCCACGGGCAAGGCCUUCAUACGUCCAGUAAGAGCGCGCCAGAACCUAGACGUUCUGCUUCAUGCGGAGGCCACCCGCAUCCUCUUCGACAAGCAGAAGCGAGCCAUCGGUGUGGAGUAUCAGCGCGGUGGCCGAAAGCAGCUGGUCUUUGUCCGACGGGAGGUGAUCGCCAGUGCCGGAGCUUUGAAUACACCCAAGCUACUGAUGCUGUCGGGUGUGGGACCGGCGGAGCAUCUACAGGAGCAUAACAUACCGGUGAUAUCGGAUCUACCGGUGGGUAAUAAUAUGCAGGAUCAUGUGGGACUCGGUGGCCUUACCUUUGUGGUGGAUGCACCGCUGACUGUGACCCGGAGUCGCUUCCAGACAAUACCCGUUUCCAUGGAGUAUAUACUGCGUGAACGUGGUCCCAUGACCUUCUCGGGCGUGGAGGGUGUGGCCUUCCUCAAUACCAAAUACCAAGAUCCCUCUGUCGAUUGGCCCGACGUUCAAUUCCACUUCUGUCCCAGUUCCAUUAACUCGGAUGGCGGUGAGCAGAUCCGCAAGAUAUUGAAUCUACGGGAUGGUUUCUACAACACCGUGUAUAAGCCACUGCAGCACAGCGAGACCUGGUCCAUAUUGCCACUCCUACUCCGUCCCAAAAGCACCGGGUGGGUGCGUUUGAACUCAAGGAAUCCACAACAGCCACCGAAGAUUAUACCGAACUACUUUGCCCACCAGGAGGACAUUGAUGUGUUGGUGGAGGGCAUAAAGCUGGCCAUUAAUGUAUCGAAUACCCAAGCCUUUCAGCGUUUUGGAUCUCGACUGCACAACAUCCCGCUGCCAGGAUGCAGGCAUUUACCCUUCCAGUCGGAUGAGUAUUGGGCCUGUUGCAUCAAGGAGUUCACCUUUACCAUAUACCAUCCGGCGGGCACUUGCCGGAUGGGUCCCAGUUGGGAUGUUACCGCCGUUGUGGAUCCCCGGCUAAGGGUCUAUGGGGUCUCAGGUGUCCGGGUGGUGGAUGCCAGCAUAAUGCCAACGAUUGUCAAUGGGAAUCCUAAUGCCCCGGUGAUUGCCAUCGGGGAGAAGGCUUCGGAUCUGAUCAAGGAGGAUUGGGGCGCUAGGAGGGGGCUAGGGUCCUAGUCGGUCCCCAAAAUGAAUAUGUAUAUGUUUCAACUAGUCAAAUUGUGUGGAUUAACUGAAUGUAAUAUUAUCGCUAUGAGUUCUUGUUUUGUUGUGUCCUCAAUUCCUCGUUUUGUUUUUGAUUCUAAAUUUAGGCUUAACUAUUGUUACUUUAACUGUUACUUUUACUCUUACUUUAUACACUUUUUUUUGUUAUGUUAUCAAGCAUUUUAUUAAAUAUUUAUGUACAACUU
Molecule: messenger RNA, 3353 nt
Organism: Drosophila kikkawai
Lineage: Eukaryota; Metazoa; Arthropoda; Insecta; Diptera; Drosophilidae
Product: glucose dehydrogenase [FAD, quinone]
Molecular function (GO): oxidoreductase activity, acting on CH-OH group of donors; flavin adenine dinucleotide binding
Source: RefSeq, a predicted model, not a curated record